Messenger RNA from Closterium sp. Naga37s-1, 226 nucleotides. The record is from the annotation of a GenBank genome assembly. NCBI's taxonomy places the organism in Eukaryota, Viridiplantae, Streptophyta, Zygnematophyceae, Desmidiales, Closteriaceae.
AUGGGAGGGCGCGAUCAUGAUACGCUGGUUACCUCGGCGCUGAAGGGGAGGCGGCGACUGGGGGAGGGCGGUGGUGACAUGCACGCGAGGCUGGCACCGCUGUGGGACAUGGCGAGUCGCGUGGCGGUGAACGGGAGUGUCGUCAUCGUGUCCGCCAAUGCAGGCGAGUCGCCCAUGCAGGCGAGUCGCGUCGCAUGCGUGCUUCGUAUGUUGUCCCAUCGUUUUG